AUAUGGAGAGGGUGUUUGCUCAGAGGGAAAGACUGAGCAAGAGCUUGAAAGAAGAGAGGGUGACAAAGGAAAAAAAAUGAAUCUUAAGGUUUUUAUCAACAGAAGACGUGCAGUCAAAGGAUAAAAAUAUUCUAAAGCGACGGGAAGCUGAGGAUUAAGAAUGUAAGAGGACUUUUCUGGACAAAGAAGUAUUUUCCUUUUGAAACAAUAGUAGUCAGGAAGGGGUACAUGAAGAAGAAAACAGAGAGGAGGGCGAAGAAGGAAGUAGUUUUUACGCAAUGGAGGUGUAGCUGAGCCCCUCACAAGAAUGCUCCUGGCUUCCCCUGCCAUCUGGAAUGUCAAGUCACUUCCUCUGUCUGUCCUACCCUAUAACAGGAUUUUCCUCUGUGUCUGUGCUCCCUCCCCUGCUCUGACAGCAGUCUGAAGAAGACCACACCAGUUUGCAUUGGACUCUUCUGACUGCAACUCAAAAACAUUAGGUUUGAAAGUAAGACUCCUGCAGGAGCCCACAUCCUUUUAUGCUCACUCUUAAUGGAAUAAGGAUUUGGAAAAAAAAGCAAAGACGGCUGCAGUCAUCAGCUGAACUUAUAGGGAGGGUGUUCCUUUUCCCUUAUAUGGCAGCAGAGCAGGGAAGUUAUUUGAAUUAGUCUGGUUUCUGUUGCAUGUCUGUCUGGUUUUAAUGCUGACUGAUUUCCAUCUGCUAUGCCUGUGCAUAUGUGAGUGUGUGUGUGGUAAGCAUGUGUUCACUUCAGAUUGUUUGUUUUCCUAUUUUUGGUUCAUCUUUUCCUGUUGUUUGAAUAUAGAGGUUUUGUUUUGGGAUAAGAAGGAGGGUUUGUGUUUGUGGUUUAGCCUGAGGAAGAGUCGUCGCCUUAGGACUGGCUGCUUCAUUCAGACUCUGCUGUUUUUUUCUCUACCACUUUCUCCUCUCGCGCUUGCUCAGCUGUGAUGGUCUGUGUUUGUUGGAUCAACACGCACACUUUCACAGGGUGGAGACGCUAACAACCUAAAUCAGAAACUGGGGCUUUAUUGAGAAAGAUAUGACCAGAAUGGAGGAUUUUGCUGAGAAGUAGAGGGCGUGUUGGAGUGGACUAACCUGGUGGCAUUUCUUUUCACAUCUGCUUGCUUUAAAGCAAUGUGAUGGGUUACCCUGGCGCAACGAGGAAGGACCCAGGAAGUGCCACAAUCAUGGGAAGGCUUUAAAUACUCAAGCAGACCACAGUGGUUUUCUGAUGCCACUGACUUGCAAGAGAGACCUCCGGAGCUAUGAAAUGACUGCAAGCCUAAGACUUUAAACCUGUGCUGGACAUGGACCCUCUGCAGAGUUAAUAACCUCAUGUGGAUUAUUCUCGUGAGCGUUGUCCUCCUCAUUGACUGCCAUGGCUUCGGCAUCAUGGUACCAUUGUGACAUCAGCCGUGUGAGAGCGGAGGACUUGCUGGCACGGGCAGGAAGGGAUGGCAGCUACCUGGUGAGAGACAGUGAGUCAGUGCCAGGAGCAUAUGCAUUGUGCCUGCUGUUUCAACGCCAUGUUCACACAUACCGUAUUCUUCCUGACCCAGAUGGUCUCCUGGCAGUUCAGACAACACAGGGUGUGCAGGUGAACUGUUUUCGCACACUGGAGGACUUGGUGUUGGGAUACCAGCAACCCCACAAAGGCCUGGUCACCCCUCUUCUCUACCCUGUGUCCCAUGACACAGACUCAGGGGAUGAAAGCUCAGACGAUGAGAAGCCAGCGCCUAUCCCAGCUCCUGUCAACACAGUGUCAUUCAUGGGAUCGCCACCAAAAGCAGCCCCUCAUACCUUAUUCCUGGAGAAGCUGCAAGAGCUGAACACAUCAAAUAUUGCAGGUGAAGUGAUUGGCCUGCUCAAUGACUACCUCUUCAGUGAGCUGCCUCUGGACAUCGAGAAUGUGCAUAAAGGGGCUACAACUUUAUAUCGCCUCAAGCGCACUUUGGCUACAGCCUGCCAAGGCCUCAACAGUGAGAUAGAUCUGACACUUUCCAGUCUGGAAACCUUGGCCAAAGUCUUUGACCAUCCCAGCUGCUCUAUAAAUCCUGUCAAGGCACAGGGUCCAGAGAAGGAGAUUGAAAGCUUGUUGUGCAAAAUCUCAGCUCUGAUCAGCCUCCUUUCUUCGUUGGAGAAAAAGGUUUUACAAGCAUUACAAGAUGCUGUGACAAAUCACAACCUGGCAAUGCAGCCCAGCCCACCACCUCCUGAUUCAGCACCCAACACUGCAGCUCCUGCAAAGAGCAACACCAGACAGCUGCCUGUCCACUCCUUUCAGGUGAAGAUGGUGAGGUACGGUAGACAAACUGUUUCUGUGGAUGUUGACACAGGAAUCCUGUUAUUUGACAAGAAGGUGGGCUCAUUUGGCAUCGAGAGAGUCUCUCAUAACAGAAUUCUUCAGAUUGUCAAGUUCCAAAACUACCCAGCCAAGAUCCGUAUGGUUGUUGACAGCUACCUCAGCACACCGCGGGAGAUGACAUUUGAGAGCGCUCGAAAAUGUGACUCGUUCUGCCAACUCUUCCUGCUGAUGAAGUCCAGGCACUCUCAGCUGGAGCAACCUGAUGUGGUCUCUGUGUUUGUUGGCACCUGGAAUAUGGGUGGUUCUCCUCCUCCUCGAAGCCUGCAGUCAUGGGUGACCUGCUGUGGUUUGGGACACACCCCUGAUGAGUCCACCGCUUUUAUUCCACAUGACAUCUAUGCCUUAGGGACUCAGGAAAACCCUCAGGGGGAGAAAGAGUGGACAGAGCAUAUCAAAGCAACUCUACGCAGCUACACUCAAAUCGACUUCAAACUAGUGGCAGUGCAGUCCCUCUGCAAUAUGAGGUUGGCGGUCUUUGUAAAGCCUGAGCAUGAGAGUCGCAUUACUCAUGUGAGCACAGCCAGUGUGAAAACCGGUCUUGGAAACACCCUAGGAAACAAGGGAGGAGUGGGAGUCUCCUUCUUCUUUAAUGGAACAUCUUUUGGGUUUGUUAACUCCCACCUCACCUCUGGAAGUGACAAAGUUCUAAGGAGGAAUCAGAACUUUGUGGACAUCCUCAGACUGCUCUCCCUGGGUGAUAAACAGCUCUCUGCCUUUGAUAUAAGCCUGAGGUUCACCCAUCUCUUCUGGUGUGGAGAUCUCAACUACAGACUUGAUCUAGAUGUACAGGACAUCCUGAAACAUGUUUCCAAAAGAGAAUUUGAAGAACUCAUGUUUGCAGACCAGCUGACUCGAGAAAGACAAAAAAGGAAGGCCUUUUUCAAUUUCAAGGAGGAGAAGAUUGCAUUUCCACCCACCUAUCGAUAUGAGAGAGGCUCCAGAGACUGCUACCUUUGGCAGAAGUACAAGACAUCAGGAGUGAGAGUUAAUGUUCCAUCAUGGUGUGACCGGAUUCUGUGGAAGUCCUACCCAGAAACGCACAUCAUCUGCACAGCAUAUGGUUGCACUGAUGACAUAUUUACAAGUGAUCAUUCGCCUGUUUUUGCUACUUUCCAAGUGGGAGUGACAUCUCAGUGCUGCAACAAAUCAGAUGUGAAUUCCAGUGUGGAAAGGGCCUGGAUUGAGCUGGAGGAAAUUGACACCAUAGUGAAGACGGCAAGCAAGGCAAAGUUCUUCAUCGAGUUUCACUCCUCCUGCCUUGAAGAGACGCAACGCUCCAGUGAAAAUAAUUUGCAAAGCUGUAACAUUCCGGGGUUUCUCAAACUGGGCUGGACCAGCAAACAGCUUCCGAAGCUCAUUCCAGUCUUGUCUGAUCUGGAGUACCUCCAGGAUCAGCACUUGCUGUUAUCUGUGAAGUCAUGCGAUGGAUUUGAAUCAUACGGCGAAUGCUGUGUGGCUCUACAGACAGUGAUGGGUGCAUCACAGAAAUUUGAGACUUUUUUGAGUCAUCGGGGCGAGGAGAUGGGCUCCAUCCGAGGACGGGUCAGAGUUCAUGUGCCCAAGGACAGGCGAGCAAUCCGAAAGAAGAUUUAUGACUUGCUCUGUCUUGAGAAAAAUGAUAAAGGUCCCGGAAGGGGAAAUGUGUCCCUUGCAGUAACACGGAUCCCAGUAACGAGGCCAUUGGAAGUUCCUGUUAAAACUGCAGCAAACAGCUACACCAACCCUGCCUACUACAUUUUUGAAGGCGUAUCAGUAACACAACGAGUGGAGAAGCCUCCUCCCCAGCAAAGGGACCCUCAGAUGAUUUGGUCUGGAAAUGAGGCCCUGCAGCUUCCAAAAGUCUCAGGGCGACAAGGGUUUGACAGGACACCUUGUCGCAGAUCAGACUUUACAGAGAUUGAAAUUCCAGCCAACCUUACCCAGUGCAAUCUAACAAAAGACCUCCACCCGUCCCAAAGCAUUUCAUCCUAUCAGCUCUUCCCAGCCCAAAGCCCAUCAAUGCCCCCUCCUUCAAAAGAUCCCAUUCCUCAGUUCCAGCAACAAACUUCUCAAAGCAGAGAAAAAUACCAGGAUCAACAAAAUGUUGAGGAGGAAUCCAUGCAGUCUAAAAGCAACGUGUAUAUCAAUCGCACAGACAUUCUAAAGAAAAAUGACAGGAGCGAAAAACACAGUUUUGUUCCAGUGAGAACGAAUGCUAUCAAUGCAAAGUCCCCAUCACUCCUGCCAUAUAUCCCUGCUCCCUUGGACCAUAGGCAGCACUCUGUUUCCUGGAUCAUUGAUAAGCCGCCCUCAGCAGGGGACAACUCCCUCACUGCUUUGCAAAUUGCCAAGUCCCUCAGUGAGGUUGACUUCUUUCCUUCAGAGGAGAGAGUCCCAGUCAGGCAGAGGGCGAUUUAUGGAAACGGUCCCUCUGUGCAUGGAAACAGAGGCUGCUUCUGGGAUAAAGAGGUGUCUGUCCUAAAAGGAGCUCCAGAAACUGUGCAGGAGCUUCUUAGUACCCUAGGUCUUCAAAAGUACACCUUGGGACUUAGCCUCAAUGGCUGGGAUGAUCUGGAUUAUUUCAGCGGGAUUACUGAGGAGGAUCUGUGUGCAGCAGGUGUAACAAAUCCCUCACACCGGCGAAGGAUCCUGGAAAACCUUCCCAGGAACUGGAACUGACAGAGAGAAAGUGGUUCAAAGCCAUCAUCCGUUCUGCUCUUAACUUGAACUGUAAUAAGUCUGCUCUGAUCUUAAUAAGCAUCAUGUUUGAUGGACCCUGUCCUCUUGUUAUGCACUUAGUUAAAACUGUAACACAUGGUUGUCAGUGCCAAAACAGAAAAAGAAGCAUAAUGCAUGAAGUACCUGUUGCACACAAUAAAACAUUAAUUUGCAGCAUAGAUAACAAGUUGAAGAAGUUGUAAUUAUAUUAAAGCCUCUAGGAAAUAGUAUAACCCAUUUUCCUGUUUUUCACGGUUCUUUCUAAGCCAGUGUUUGCUAUCAGUUUUCCAUUAUGUCAUUAUGUUUUUUUUUUUUUUGCUACCAUUGAGCCACAAUAGGUCAUUAGAAUAAAUCAAGAGAGCAUAGUUCCAUUAAUAUAGCUACCAGAAGACUGCCUGGAAACCUCUAGAAAAACCAUUCCAUCUCUUUAUAAUUUUGCUAUCAUGUCGCCUGAUCAGUAGCUGCGUCUACUGCGCAUGUUUAUAUAGCUCAUAAAGCAAUGCUUGACUGUCACCGAGCAAUAACGUGUCAUCUCCUGCUUUCAAGCAACAGCAAAAUAGAGUUAUCUCCUAUUUAUGGUCCUUAUUUUCCAUUUCAGAGCUCUAAUAAUAUCCUCCAUUAUGCUGCUAAUAUGUUUGAUCACUCUAACUAAAUGAUUUAGGGAAGCAAAGCCACAUACUGGUGAGUACAUCUGAUAUUGGUGAAAUGUGUCAAUAUUUAGAGAACAAUUAAGAGAUUUAGACUGAGGUUUGGAAAAUGACUCACAAGUCUGAGAAAUGAUACAGAUGUCCACAUCACCUUGUAUUCUCGCUUGUAUGUAAUAACAGACAACAGUGGGAAAAAAAGGUGAGACAGUUGAAAAUCCAGUCCCUAAAAAUAACCCCUGAAUAUUGUCUGUGCUUGGUGGUGUUUUGUGUGGGCAGCAUUCAGAGGAGGUAGUUACUUAUUAAGGCAGAGCCAAACAACUCUGCUGAAAGCAGGUAUGUGUCAGUGACCGCUGAGUCACAGCCCAUUUAACCAUGAGGGUAUCAUCUGUGGGAGUCAGGGGAAGCUUUGGCCAAGAUGUCAAGAAAUAUGUGACAGGUAUUCAGUUUUUCAACUGACUGAACGAUAUUUUGAUCCAUUUCAUUCUUUGUAAAAAUUUUGUAUAUUAGUCUGGAAAUAAUAGAAAACUUGUUAAAAAAAACUUCCAAGCAAUUGUUUUAAUUUAUUCACUCAGGUUUUUUUUUCAGGUUUCAGUUUCAAGGCAUGAAAAUCUUUCACAUGGCCUUUCGGCACAAUUUGUUGUUUUGUAUCCCAAAUUUCUCAUCAAUAUGGAAUUCAAAAUUGCUUGAAGCCUUCCAUGCUGAUUCUCAGGGCCGACUGUCCAGCAUGUUUUUGGGGUUUCCCCUACCUCCACACACCUGACUUACCGUCAAUAAUUGAGUGAUUAACAGACCCAUCAAGCUCUUGGAGGCUACUGAGGAGGAAAUGCUACUGUUUGAUUAUGAAAUCAUAAAACUAUUUAAAUCUGAUGACAAUAUUCGGGGGAGGUUAUUAUUACGUGCCGUUCUGAUGGUGAUAGAAAGCUUAGAAUGUGUGCAUGCCUGAAGUAGGGAGUCCUGAAUUCAAGUACCUUUCACACCUACAGGAUUGAUAUGAGUGCAAAUGCUGCUGCCUGAUUGGAUUGUGAUUACCAGAGUGGGAGUUGUGAGCUGACCUGAGCACAGACAACAGUUACGACUCAGUGCUCUGAAUGCUUUGACUUUGGCAGAUGUUGAAGGAAAGGGCAUUAGAGGCUUUAAGGAUAUGUUGACUGACAAAAGCUGGCAUUAGCUUUAGUUUUAGUGAUUACACUAGUUGGCUACAGCGUUAACCAGUGCAGUCAUCGCCGAUAUCCAGUAUUGAGAAGAAAGAACUGCUGCCUGUUGUAAUGCUGUAUCUUUUGUGCUGCCAACUUCAGCACACAGUUCUCAAACUAUUUAUGUAUUUAGCCUGGUGUGCAUUCCAGGCUAAAACAAGCUUGCUCAAUACAUGUCUUCUAUAUACUACACUCUGCUGUGCUUGGUCUGGAUUUACUGCCCUUAAGUGGCAUAAUCCAUCAAAAAUGAUAAAUUAUCAAUUUAUAUUCAUUUUUAACAGCCAAAUCCAAAGAUUAAAGACUUCUGUACAGUAUGUACACAAAAUACUUGUGUCAGUGUUUGUUAGUGUAGUUCACAAAUCUAACUACAUCUGUAUCAGAAAGCUAUUUGACUGUACAAAGAUCACUCAUCAUCUUCACAGGUGUGGCACAUUAAGAAACUGAUUAGACAGCAGUAUUAUAGCCUAGGUGGGGCUUAGAUUGGCAACAAUAAAAAGCCAAUGAGGGUCUUUAUCAGAAAAGUCAAUGUUGGCAUGCUGACCAUAAAAAUGUAUACCAAAGCCGUUGCUCAUAUGUUCUUUAAGUUAUUAAUGUCCAUCAGUCUAAUGUGUUUUGUAGAAUCAGACAGUAAAUCCAACCAGCCUGACAUUCAUAGACUUCAGGUAACCACACAAUCCCUCGACAUCCAGCAUGUUAAUUUGUAGUAGCAUCUGAAACAGCCCCCUGGACAUUUGCCUGGACAAAAUGUUUGCAUAAUCAAAGAAUUUCUUCAUUCCUACAGCCUAGGCCAUCUUGGCUGCAUGCUUUUUUUUCUCAUUGGGGUCUAAUUUGACUGCACAGUAGGAUAUAUCGUUGUUAAAAACUGCAGCAAGGUCAGAACUAGAGCAGUAGGGGGAAUGUUCAUACCACAUAUCGUUUUUUGAUGUGGACUAACAUUCUAAAGCGGGAAGUAGAUGUGUGCAAAGUUCUGCAUUGACACAAAAAUGACAUGUUGCCAAAACACAUUAUUGCCAUUAUUAAAUUCAUUAAGAACCUCAUAGUCCCGGUUAUCCAGAUUUUUUAUUUUUUUUGCCAUUGUGUUUUUAGUUUUAGUUUAAUUUCAUGAAGAUAGAGCCUUGCUAUAUUAAAUUGUGCCAGUCUGUGAAGACAUAAUUUUUUCUAUCUAAUGUUAUUCUGCACACAGACUCACUCUCUAUCAUGUGCUGCUGUAACAAGGCCUCCUUUGUGGCCAAAAAAACCACAGAAUUUUUUCCCACCUAAAUUUCAAAUGUGUUAAAUAUAGACGCAAAAACUGCAUCCACAGUCUGCUUCAGGUUUAAUAAAUGACUUAGUGUGGUAAAUAUUCACAUUUGCAUAUACUAAAUCCACUAUCUUGUGGACAAGUUGUUCAUUAGAAUAUGAUCUGCGUAUUCAGACAGGUAAUGGCCUGUCUGUAUAGGCAACAGACAUUUGGAAACAUUUGUUGCCAAAUGUAUAUGCAACAUUUCUUUGGCCCUUUUCUCAAGCUGAAAAAUAAAACACAUUAAAUGACAACAACUGUAGUU
This is a messenger RNA of Cyprinodon variegatus (sheepshead minnow), 8444 nucleotides long. It is a transcript of the gene inppl1b, whose product is annotated as phosphatidylinositol 3,4,5-trisphosphate 5-phosphatase 2B-like. Gene Ontology annotation, biological process: phosphatidylinositol dephosphorylation. Gene Ontology annotation, molecular function: protein binding; phosphatase activity. The coding region runs from base 1377 to 5021 and encodes 1214 amino acids. The record is from RefSeq and is a predicted model, not a curated record. The transcript has 27 exons. Lineage: Eukaryota; Metazoa; Chordata; Actinopteri; Cyprinodontiformes; Cyprinodontidae.